UAUCGGAGGAAUCAACAGCCGCCAUCUUGACGCGGCUCAGAAUCGGGAUUUCGGGGGGAGCAUUAAUUUUAAAAACCGACCGGAGCUCCUCAAAUUGGGCUCAAACGGCUUUUUUCUUGCAGAAAUCCGAAGUGUUACUUCUUCUGAAGAGAAUUAAUGCAAACAUGUGAGGAUUACACGGGUAUUUAUCGUCUCGAAAGCCCACUGUAUAUUUGAUUUCCCUUUUAGCGAGCGCCGAUUCUCGCCGUAUCUCCGUCCCGAGACGCUGGAUUUACCGGGAGACAGCGACGACAAAAAUAAUCCACCUCAUAGAAAAUAUUUUUUGAAUUUUGCUCUUUUUAUUGAAGCCGGAGAAAUAUUUUAUGGCUGCCCGUUUCGACUGCGAAAAAAAUGAUUCUGCACGGACGUGAAUCCGGCGAUCGGCGGCGAAGGGGAUCUACUUACGCCUUGUGUAAUAUUUUAUGAUUGAUUUUUUAUUUAUUUUUCUUGAAGCUAAAUAAUUUCUGGACGUAAUUAUUGAGGAUAAUUAUGUGGGUGUUGGGUGUUGGAUUAUCAUGGGUUGAUCUUCGGCGGCGGAGCGUGGCGCUGUUGCCUUUCUUUUGAAACCAUUUUUUCUCCCAGCAGCAUUUCGCUGUCUGCCAGUCAAGAAAAAAAAACUACAGAUACAUUGCUAAUAUUUUUUUUACACGCAACGUAAAGAAAAAGUUACCCGUUAUUACGCGCCAGAAGCCGACAAAGUGGACUGAUCCAUCAUCAUCAUCCAUUCACAACGUUUUCCGACCAGGAUGGCUGACAAUCUGCUGGAGGUCGGACCCCCCAUUGCAAAGCGACCCAAGCUCAAUUCCCCCCUCUCGGUGUCAGAUGGCCCAGAUCUUGUAUCUCUCUUUGACCUGGAAGACGACCUCCCAGAUGAGCUCAUCCCUAAUGGAGACUUGGGAAUGUCCUCCAAUGGCGGUCCAGGCGGUGGGGGUCCUGGUCUCAACUCCAACGCCCCUGAUGCGGCAGCCAAACACAAGCAGCUGUCUGAGCUUCUGCGACCAGGAAGCUCCUCCAUCUUGGGAGGUGUUCUCAACUCUCUCAGCCCCCAGCAGGGAGGCAUGGUGGAAAGCCAGCUUGGCGCUGUGCUUGGGAAAAGUUCACAUCGGCAGGGUUCUCCCAAUCACCAGUCUCCCCAGGCCCAGAAAGGAGGGACUCCCACUGGACAAGGAAAUGGGGGCAUGAGCUUCAACCAGGCCAUGUUGAACAGCGGGCAGGGUCAUGGGGUCAUGGGCCAGACGGGUCAAGUGAUGAAUGGGGCUCUGGGACCAGCGGGCCGGGGCAGACCCGGCAUGCAGUACCAAGGCCAAGGCAUGCAGGGGCCACAAGUGGGUGCCGGACCUGGUGCUGGAGGCAGUGUGCUGGCAGAGACACUCACCCAAGGGGGGCCACAGUUGGGGGCACACAACACGUUGACUGCUCAGCAAGCUGGAAACAUGAAUAAGAUGGGGAUGUCUGGAGGUCCGUUUGGCCAGCAGUACGGUCAGUCCGGGGUGCAGCAGAUGGGGGCCGCGGGGGUCAACGCCCAACAGCUCCAAAACAAGGCGACCCUUUCCAACAACCUGCCCCAAUUCCCUACUGAGCUGAAGGGAGCUGGGAGUGUGCCAAACCUGAUGCAGCAGCAGGUAGCGGCGGUGGGUAUGGUCCCCGGGGCCGGUGGCGUGUCGACGGGCCCGACGGCCGACCCCGAGAAGCGCAAACUCAUUCAGCAGCAGCUGGUCCUGUUGCUCCACGCACACAAGUGCCAGCGGCGGGAGCAGGCCAACGGGGAGGUGAGGGCCUGUACUCUGCCCCACUGCCGCACCAUGAAGAACGUCCUCAACCACAUGACCCACUGCCAGGCCGGCAAGUCCUGCCAGGUGGCUCACUGUGCAUCAUCCAGGCAGAUCAUCUCCCACUGGAAGAACUGCACGCGGCACGACUGUCCGGUCUGCCUGCCUUUAAAGAAUGCAAGUGACAAGAGGAACCAGCAACCAAUGCUAAGUUCUCCUGGCGCAAGCCUGCAGAGCGCCAUCAGUACUGUGGGGCCUGGCCAGCCCAGUGCCACAGCCAUCAACAGCGCUGCCACACACAUCGACCCCAGCUCCAUGCAGAGGGCCUACGCUGCCCUCGGCCUGCCGUACGGGAACCAGUCCCCUGCCCAGGGACAUGGACCCCCUCAACAUAACCCCCAGGGUCCCCAGCACCAGCAGCUGCGAAGUCUGAACCCACUAGGCACUAAUCAGAUGAACCAGCUGGCAGGAGGCAUGGGUGUCCCCUCUGCAGACCAGGCCGGCAUGCACUCCGACUCCUCGCUAUCAUCCACACUCAACAAUCAGUUGAUGCCGGAUGGGUCAGUCGUGGGAGGCAUGGGAAACCUGCCCGCCGCCACCCCUCUCUCUUCUUCGGGGGUAAGGAAGGCCUGGCAUGAACACGUCACUCAGGACCUGCGCACCCAUCUGGUGCACAAACUUGUACAAGCCAUAUUCCCCACCCCAGACCCUGCAGCGCUGAAGGACCGGCGAAUGGAGAACCUGGUGGCGUACGCACGCAAGGUUGAGGGCGACAUGUACGAGUCGGCUAACAGCAGGGAUGAGUAUUACCACUUCCUGGCAGAGAAAAUCUACAAAAUCCAGAAGGAGUUGGAGGAAAAGAGGCGCUCACGCCUGCAGAAACAACCUGGCAUGGUGGGCACAGCUGGGCCUCAACAACCUGGAAUGGCUCAGUCCAACGCCAUGGGCCCUGGACAGGGGGUCCGGUCUCCCAAUGGACCCGUGCCUAUGCCCAACAUGCCCAGUCAGAUAUUGAAUCGUAUGCAGGCUGCCCAAGGAAUCAAUCAGUUUAACCCAAUGGCAAUGCAGAAUGCGCAGAUGUCUCAGGCACCUAUUGGAGCACGUGCUCCCUCCCCCAUGAACCAUCCACAGCAAAUGAACAUGAGCUCCGUCCCAACGAUGGGCAUGUCCCCGUCAAGGAUGCCUCAGACUCAAGGAAUGAUGGGUAGUCACGCUAACAACAUGGUGGCGCAUCAGGCCAAUCAGGGCCAGUUCCUUCAACAGGGCCAGUUCCCUGCUGCUGCAGGCGGAGCAAUGAAUGUAGGCUUGGGUCCGCCCAUAACGCAGGCUGCUGUCACACAGCCACAGAACUCUAACAUCCCUCUGAAUGCGCUGGGAGCUCACGGCCCCCAGCUGCCCUGUGGCCCCGCGGCCCAGCCUCCCCUUGGCGCUACACCUCCACCCAGUGCCUCUGCCAGCCUGCAGCAGCUGCAGCAGCACCUCGCUUCUGCACAGGCCCAAGUGCCACCCCGGCCCACUACCCCCGCCUCCACCGGUGGGCCCUCUUCCACCCCGACCCACAUCCCCAGUAGCCUCCAUGGCCCCCCCUCAGCUAAGGGCACACCUAACCCCUCCCAGCCGAACACACCCCUGCAGCUGCAGACAGAACCCCCCAGCCAAAUGCAGCAGCCCACCUCAGUGCAGGCACAGCACCCCAGCACACCGUUGUCUCAGGCAGCAGCGAGCAUCGAUAACCGAGUGCCCACCCCAGCCUCUGUGGCUGAGCUGAGCUCCCAGCAGGCGCUGCCGGACACGGGCAGCGCUGAAGCCAAACUUGAAGUAAAAGACGAAGAAGACGACGACGACGACAACAAGUCUGGAAAGAAGCAGCCAGAUGUGAAAAUGGAGGAUGAUGAAACCAAACCCCUGCUGGCUAAGAAGGAGGAGCCAGAUGCAAAAGAGCCAAAGCAGGAACCGAUGGAAACUGAGAUAAAGAAGCUGGAAAUAAAGACAGAACCCAAAGACGAGGAGGAAAGUGGGGCCAACGGCACAUCCAGCAGCUCCAGCCCUCAGAACCGAAAAAAGAUUUUCAAGCCAGAGGAGUUGAGACAAGCCUUAAUGCCAACACUGGAGGCUCUCUACAGGCAAGACCCAGAGUCACUACCCUUCAGACAACCUGUAGACCCCAUGCUACUCGGCAUCCCUGACUAUUUUGAUAUUGUGAAGAAUCCCAUUGACUUGUCUACCAUCAAGCGCAAGCUGGAUACGGGUCAAUACCAGGAGCCGUGGCAGUAUGUGGACGAUGUGUGGCUCAUGUUCAACAAUGCCUGGUUGUACAACCGCAAAACAUCCCGCGUCUACAAGUACUGCACCAAGUUGGCAGAAGUGUUUGAAGCAGAGAUCGAUCCCGUCAUGCAGGGCUUGGGCUACUGCUGCGGCAGGAAGUAUGAGUUCUCACCCCAGACGCUGUGUUGCUAUGGCAAACAGUUGUGUACCAUUUCCAGGGACGGCACCUACUACAGCUACCAGAACAGGUAUCACUUCUGUGAGAAGUGCUUCAACGAGAUCCAGGGCAACAGCGUGACCCUUGGAGAUGACCCGGCACAGACGCAGACCAUGAUAUCAAAAGAGCAGUUUGAAAAGAAGAAAAAUGACAUGUUGGACCCUGAACCGUUUGUUGAAUGUAAAGACUGUGGACGAAAGAUGCAUCAGAUCUGCGUGCUGCACUACGAUGUUAUUUGGCCAACAGGCUUUAUCUGUGACAACUGUCUGAAGAAGUCUGGCAAAACAAGAAAGGAGAACAGGUUUUCAGCCAGAAGCCUUUGUAAAGGGCUGCAAUCAACCAGGUUGGGAACGUACAUCGAGGACAGAGUGAACAAGUACUUGAAAAGGCAAAACCAUCCUGAGGCUGGCGAGGUGUUUGUCCGGGUGGUAGCCAGCUCCGACAAAAAUGUGGAGAUUAAGCCUGGCAUGAAGUCUAGGUUUGUGGACUCAGGCGAGAUGGUGGAGACUUUCCCUUACAGAACCAAAGCACUUUUUGCAUUUGAGGAAAUAGACGGGGUCGACGUUUGUUUCUUUGGGAUGCACGUUCAGGAGUACGGCUCAGAGUGCCCCUUUCCAAAUACCAGGCGGGUUUACAUAUCAUACCUCGACAGUAUUCACUUCUUCAGGCCACGUGUGCUAAGGACUGCAGUUUACCAUGAGAUCUUAAUAGGCUACCUGGAGUAUGUGAAGAAACUGGGGUAUGUGAUGGGUCACAUCUGGGCCUGCCCACCCAGUGAAGGAGAUGACUACAUUUUUCACUGCCACCCUGUUGACCAGAAGAUCCCAAAGCCCAAGAGGCUCCAAGAGUGGUACAGAAAGAUGCUGGACAAGGCUUUCGCUGAGAGGAUCUUGCACGAUUACAAGGACAUUUUCAAACAGGCAACCGAAGACCGGAUAACCAGUGCCAAUGAGCUGCCCUACUUUGAGGGUGACUUUUGGCCUAAUGUACUGGAGGAGAGCAUCAAGGAGCUGGAGCAGGAGGAGGAGGAGAGGAAGAAGGAGGAAAACACGGCCUCCACUGAGACACCAGAGGGGGCCCAAGCUGACAGCAAAAAUGCCAAAAAGAAGAAUAACAAGAAAACCAACAAAAACAAGAGCAGCGUCAGCCGAGCCAAUAAGAAAAAGCCCGGAAUGCCGAACGUAGCCAAUGACUUGUCCCAGAAGCUCUACGCCACCAUGGAGAAACAUAAGGAGGUGUUUUUUGUGAUCCACCUGCAUGCCGGGCCAGUCGUUAAUACCCUGCCACCCAUCAUGGACCCGGACCCUCUGUUGACCUGUGACCUGAUGGAUGGGCGGGAUGCCUUUCUGACUUUGGCCAGGGACAAGCACUGGGAGUUCAGCUCACUGAGAAGAUGCAAAUGGAGCACGAUGUGCAUGUUGGUUGAGCUGCACAACCAAGGCCAGGACCGCUUUGUGUACACCUGCAAUGAGUGCAAGCACCACGUAGAGACUCGCUGGCACUGCACCGUCUGUGAGGAUUAUGACCUAUGCAUUAACUGCUACAACGCUAAGGGCCACGAGCACCAGAUGGUUAAGUGGGGCCUCGGUCUGGACGACGACAACGGGCAGGGUGGAGAGGCCUCCAAGAGCCCGCAGGAGAGCCGCCGCCUCAGCAUCCAGCGCUGCAUCCAGUCCCUGGUCCAUGCCUGCCAGUGCCGCAAUGCCAACUGCUCUCUUCCUUCAUGCCAGAAGAUGAAGCGGGUGGUUCAACACACCAAAGGCUGCAAGCGCAAGACCAACGGUGGCUGCCCCGUGUGCAAGCAACUCAUUGCUUUGUGUUGUUAUCACGCAAAGCAUUGUCAGGAGAACAAGUGUCCUGUUCCCUUUUGCCUCAACAUCAAGCACAAACUCCGUCAGCAGCAGCUGCAGCACAGGCUCCAGCAGGCUCAAAUGAUGCGCCGGAGGAUGGCCACCAUGGCUGGAAGGGGUAUGCCCAUGCCGUCUCCACCUACUUCAGCUGGCCCCGACACCCCCAACUCUGUGCAGCAGCCUAAUACACCACAGACCCCCCAGCCCAUGCCCAACCAGCCCCAACAACAACAACAGCAGCAGCAACAGCAGCCACCAAACCCUGCCAAUAUGUCCCAAGGCUUCCCCAACAAUGGCCGCAGCAGCCAGCCCCCAACACCAGUGCCGCAGGGCAAACCAGGGCCUCAGUCAUCCCCUCUUCAUCAGCAGGCGUCGCCACUGCCUAACAUGCCACAGCAGCAACAGCAACAUCAUCAACAACAACUACAACAACAAUUGCAGCAACAGCAACUACAGCAGCAACUACAGCAGCAACAUCAACAGCAACAGCAACAUCAACAACAGCAGCAGCAGCAGCAGCAACAACAACAACAGCAGCAACCACUGCUGGCAGCACUGAAGGUGGCCAAACAGAUUCAGAUGGUAGCCAAGGCGAAGCAUCAGCAACAGCAGCAGCAGCAGCAGCAGCAGCAACAGCAACAACAACAACAGAAUUAUGCUAUGAAUGGGAUGCCCAUGAACCACACUCGAAUGAUGGGGCCUAUGCCGGGUCAGAUGCAGAUGAUGCAGGGACCACGGGGCCCCCAGGUGAUGCAGGCUAUGCAGCAGAGCCAAUGGGGUCCAGGGAUGCAGAACCCCAUGCAGAAUUCCCAGGGUCAUCAGCCACAGGUACCUUCUCAACAUGGCCCUUUGGCCCCUCAGCAGGCUCAGGGGACUCCCAUGCCCCAGCAGAACCAGCUUAUGCAGAGGCCCAUGAUGCCUCAGCAACAAGUUCUCCAAAUGCCUGGAGUCAUUCCUCCACAGGGGCCUUCACAGCAAGGAAUGCCACCACAGCAGCAACGGGGGAUUCCUGGUAACAUUGCUCCGAGUGCCCUGCAGGACCUACUGCGCACCCUCAAAUCUCCCAGCUCCCCGCUGCAGCAACAGCAGGUCCUCAACAUCCUCAAGUCCAACCCCCGCCUCAUGGCCGCUUUCAUUAAUCAAAGGACAGCCAAGUAUCAGGCCACCCAACAGCAGCAGGCGCAGCAGCAGAGCGCACAAGCCAUGUCACAGACGGGAAUGCAGACCAUGGCAGCCAUGGCUAACCAGGUGCAGAGGCCAGUGAUGGCACCUCAGCAGCCUCAACAGCCAGGGUCCCAGGGCAUGGCAACCAUGGUCCCCCAAGGCCAGAUGAUGAAUGCUGCUCAAAACGGCAAUUCCCCACUGUACCGCAGGCAGCAGGCGCUCAGGGGGCCGAUGCAGCAGCAGCAACAGGGAGGGAUGCCUCAGGGCCACGGUCAGUUCCCCCAACAGCAACAGACGGGGCCCGCAAACUACUCUCAGCUCCGCAUGCAGCAGCAAAUGGUUAUGCAAGGUGGUGGGGGACCCAUGGGGCCGAUACCUCCCGCAUCUCAAAUGGGUCAACCUGGCAUGGGCAUGGACGGGCCCCAGAACCACAUCCAGCAGCGCAUCCUUCAGCAGCAGCAGCAGCAGCAGCAGCAGCAGCAGCGGCGGUGGUGGAGCAGCAGUCGGCCCGCAGCGUGGAGCUGCCAGCGGUCCUCGGUCCCAGGCUUCAGCCAGCAGUCCUCCUACAGCACCCAGGAGGCUGAGAAGGAGCCCGAAGAGGAGCCUCUGCACACCAUCAUCAGUGACACGGAGUCUGUUCAAGGGAGCUUGUCCAAACAUGAAUUUCAGGCUGAGACCAAAAAACUUUUGGACAUUGUCGCCAGGUCCUUGUACUCGGAGAAAGAGGUGUUCAUCAGAGAGUUGAUCUCCAACGGCAGCGACGCUCUGGAAAAACUGCGCCACAAACUGAUGACCGCAGGUGGAGAAACCGCUCAGAUGGAGAUCCACCUGCAGACUGAUGGUGCCAAGGGCACAUUCACAAUUCAGGACACGGGAGUGGGAAUGAACAAAGAGGAGCUGGUAGCCAACCUGGGGACCAUCGCCCGCUCCGGAUCCAAGGACUUUCUGGAUGCCCUGCAGAACCAGGCGGAGGCCAGCGGCAGCAUCAUCGGUCAGUUCGGGGUGGGAUUCUAUUCGGCCUUCAUGGUGGCCGACCGCGUGGACGUCUACUCUCGGUCCGCUGAGCCUGACGCGCCUGGAUACAAGUGGUCCUCAGACGGCUCUGGAGUUUUUGAGAUCGCUGAAGCCAGCGGCGUUCAGCAGGGAACAAAGAUCGUGCUUCACCUCAAAGACGAUUGCAAGGAGUUUUCCCUUGAGGACAGAGUUAAAGAGGUCGUGACGAAGUACAGCAACUUUGUCAGCUUCGCCAUCUUCCUGAACGGACGGAGGCUCAACACUCUGCAGGCCUUGUGGAUGAUGGAGCCCAAGGAGAUCAGUGACUGGCAGCACGAGGAGUUCUACCGCUACGUCGCUCAGGCCUACGACAAGCCGCGCUACACGCUGCACUACCGCGCCGACGCCCCGCUCAACAUCCGCAGCAUCUUCUACGUCCCCGACUCGAAGCCGAGCAUGUUUGACGUGAGCAGGGAGAUGGGCUCCAGUGUGUCUCUGUUCAGCAGGAAGGUUCUGAUCCAGACCAAAGCCACUGACAUCUUACCCAAGUGGCUUCGCUUCCUCCGAGGUGUGGUGGACAGCGAGGACAUCCCGUUGAAUCUGAGCAGAGAGCUGCUGCAGGAAAGCGCCCUCAUCAGGAAGCUGCGUGACGUUCUGCAGCAGAGGGUGAUCCGCUUCCUGCUGGACCAAAGCAAGAAGGAGCCGGAGAAGUACAACACCUUCUUUGAGGACUACGGUCUGUUCAUGAGGGAGGGCAUCGUCACCACCCAGGAGCAGGACGUCAAGGAGGAUAUUGCUAAGCUGUUGAGGUUUGAGUCUUCAGCUCUGCCAGCGGGUGAGCGCACCAAUCUCAUGGAGUACUCGUCCCGUAUGAAGGCGGGAACGCGCAACAUCUACUACCUGUGUGCGCCCAACCGCCAUCUUGCAGAGCACUCUCCCUACUAUGAGGCCAUGAAACAGAAGGACAUGGAGGUGCUUUUCUGCUACGAGCAGUUCGACGAGCUCACCCUGCUCCACCUCCGCGAGUUUGACAGCAAAAAGAUGAUCUCGGCGGAGACGGACAUCGUGGUGGAUCACUACAAAGAGGAGAAGUUUGAAGACACCAAGCCCGCCUCCGAGCGUCUGACGCAGGAUCAGGCCGACGACCUGUUGUCCUGGAUGAAGAACGCUUUGGGCCCCCGAGUCACUAACAUAAAGUUGACUCCUCGGCUGGACACCCACCCGGCUAUGAUCACAGUGUUGGAAAUGGGUGCUGCGCGCCACUUCCUCCGCACCCAGCAGCUGGCUCGCACCCCCGAGGAGAGAGCUCAGAUUCUGCAGCCCACACUGGAGAUCAAUGCAGGACAUGAUCUGAUCAAGAAGCUGCAGGCACUGAAGGACACAAACUCUGAGCUGGCUGGUCUGUUACUGGAACAGAUAUAUGAUAAUGCCAUGAUCACGGCAGGCCUGAACGACGACCCCCGACCGAUGAUUUCCCGCCUUAAUGACCUGCUGACCAAAGCUCUGGAGAAGCACUGAGCGCUGCUCAAAAAGCCUGAAUGGGUUAAAGGACGGCGGCUUGAGAAGCAUUUGCAGUCGGACAAAGCGGCUGGCUUUUGUUCAACUGCAGCCAUAAAUUACCAUCUGCCCCCGCGGACCGCUUCAUUAUGGAGAGCACGGAAAGGCACAAAGACCAGCUGGAAGAGUCUGUGUUUACGCUCAACACCAUUUCGUCAACAGAUGCAAACCAGAAAGAGAGAAUCGGGGUCCCACUAAUCCAUAGUGGAAUUAAAUUGGAUGUCUUGAUAUGUUCUCUGUAGGUUUUAUUGUGAUGUGUGGAUUGGAGCUUUGAAAUAAGCCGCUCUCUGCUGAGUAUAACGUUAAACAUUUCUUCUGGUUUUCCCAAUCCCUCCAAUAUAAUAUAUUUGUUGAAGGCAUGAGGUGUCUUAAAUAAAUUGUGUUUAAAAUAC
Messenger RNA from Gasterosteus aculeatus aculeatus (three-spined stickleback), 10246 nucleotides. NCBI's taxonomy places the organism in Eukaryota, Metazoa, Chordata, Actinopteri, Perciformes, Gasterosteidae. The record is from RefSeq and is a predicted model, not a curated record.